Messenger RNA from Dioscorea cayenensis subsp. rotundata (Guinea yam), 1801 nucleotides. RefSeq lists its product as uncharacterized. NCBI's taxonomy places the organism in Eukaryota, Viridiplantae, Streptophyta, Magnoliopsida, Dioscoreales, Dioscoreaceae. The transcript has 3 exons. The coding region runs from base 399 to 1538 and encodes 379 amino acids. The record is from RefSeq and is a predicted model, not a curated record.
CAAGGCCUCAAACGAAGCAUCGUUGAUGGAAUUAGUAGGCUUCGAUCUACAGGAGGAGAAGCCAAGCACCAUCUAGAAAAGUUUUGAUCUUUUUCCAACCAGGUCCUUGGAAAUUCUGUUAUCUUCUCAGAGGUGCCACGAUUUGCAGAGAGGAAUUGGAGAAGAAGAGAGGAGAGGAGAAGAAGGAGAUUUGGGCGCUGUUUGGCUUGAUUUCUAGACAUACAGCUGUCCAGGAAAAACAUUAUAACUUGAGUCCAGAACCUGUGAAUAUUUUCCUCCAGUUGUUUGUUGAAGAUUUCACAGUUACUAUUCAUUGCUGAAUUACCCUUUCUUUGCUAACAAGAGAUAAAGUUUGAGCCAAGUGCAGACAGAGGGGCUUCUUUUUUUGUUUAUCAAGAAUGACUGAUAUGAAAGGAAGCACUUCAACCGCAUGGUCUGCACCUGAUGCCUGUGCUCGGCACAAGGAAUGGGAUGAGGUUUCAUGCGCGAUCUGUAUGGACUAUCCACAUAAUGCUGUACUUCUUAUAUGCAGUUCUCAUGAGAAAGGCUGCCGAUCUUUCAUCUGUGAUACUAGCUAUAGACAUUCAAACUGCCUCGACCGAUUCAAACAAUCAAGAGUAGACCGACAGGACAUUACGUCUCACUCAGAUUUUUCCAUCAACGACAAUGUUGACGAACAAAGAUUUGAUGAGGGGAACAAUGGUAUUCCUUCACAACCAACUUUAGAGGAGACGGAUGUAAUAAACCUGUUUGACACCGGUGAAGAUUACAUCAUGGAUGAAAAUGAUUUCAGUGUUUCCGCAGGCUUGCCAGUAGUGUUGGAAAAUAAUAAUGAUAUCCAAGAGCAGAGUGGGUUAACUGAAGCUCAGACUGAUGAAAGGAUCAGCAGUGAACAAUCUGGUGAGCAGGAAAAAGUGAAACUAGACAACCUGAAGUGCCCUCUUUGCCGUGGAACAGUGAUGGGGUGGAUAAUUGUUAAGGAAGCUAGACAGUAUAUGGACUUAAAAACAAGGAGCUGUUCUCGGGAGUCAUGCGCAUUCUCUGGCAACUAUAGAGAAUUGCGCAGACAUGCACGGAGAGUCCACCCUACAACAAGGCCUGCUGAAGUGGACCCAUCUAGGCAGCGUGCUUGGCGCCGCAUGGAGCACCAACGGGAAUAUGGUGACAUCAUUAGUGCUAUAAGAUCAGCAAUGCCAGGAGCCAUUGUGUUUGGGGAUUAUGUGCUCGAUGGUGGAGAAGGGCUGCCACUCGAACGUGAUAUAGGAGAAGGCGAUGGACCAUUUUGGACUACCUUCUUUUUGCUUCGCAUGAUCAGCAGCCCAAAUGGUUCACUUAAUGGACGCCGGGGGAUUACUCGGCCUUGGAGGAUGCAUCACCGUUCAGCAAGACGCCGUUAUCUAUGGGGUGAAAACCUUCUCGGUUUACAAGAUGAAGAUGACGAUGAUGAUGAUGUCAGGAUUCUGGAUGAAGAGGAUGUUUCAAUACCAAGGAGGCGUCGAAGGAGAUUUGUGCGGGCUAGGACCGAUGAGCUGCCAUGAGAGAACUAUCGGGUAUUUUAAAUUGUUUCCAUUUUUUUCCUUAAUAGCAAUACCUUGAACCUAUUGAUUGUCAUGGUUAUGUAUCUCAGAUGAUGUUGCAGAGUUGUUAGAGAUUGGAAUUGUUAAACCAAAAGUUCACCUUUUUGUGAUUGGGAAAAAAGAAAAGAAAAAGAUGGACUUCUGGAGGAUGAUCUAUAUUUCUUAUCACUGUUGUUUGUAAAACUUCAUACUAUUUCAUCUAUGAAACUGAUGUUCUUUUGUUA